Molecule: messenger RNA, 3026 nt
Organism: Lacerta agilis (Sand lizard)
Lineage: Eukaryota; Metazoa; Chordata; Lepidosauria; Squamata; Lacertidae
Gene: DPH6
Product: diphthamine biosynthesis 6
Exons: 15
Coding region: 172-2268 (698 amino acids)
Biological process (GO): protein histidyl modification to diphthamide
Molecular function (GO): diphthine-ammonia ligase activity
Source: RefSeq, a predicted model, not a curated record
GGGGAAGCAAGGAAGCAUCAUACAGCAGCAGCAGCAGCAGCAGCCGGGGAGCAACGUGGGUUGGAAGAGGCAGUGUGUGUGUUGGUGUGUUUGCGCCUAGUUGGUGGCUUGCACUCUUAACCCCGGGCGCUCUUCGCAUGCACUUAAAUCCAGCCCAGGGUGUUGUGCAACAUGAAAGUAGUGGCUUUAAUCAGUGGUGGGAAAGACAGCUGUUACAAUAUGAUGCAUUGUGUUGCUGCUGGACACCAGAUUGUUGCCUUAGCCAAUCUAAGACCUGCUGAAAACAAAGAAGGGACUGAUGAGCUGGACAGCUACAUGUAUCAAACGGUGGGGCACCAUGCUAUAGAGUUAUAUGCAGAAGCCAUGGGCUUGCCACUUUACCGUCGCACUAUUAAGGGCACCAGUGUGGAAACUGGCAAAGUAUAUACCAGAUGUGAAGGUGAUGAGGUUGAAGAUCUUUAUAAACUUCUGAAACUUGUUAAGGAUGAGGAAGGUGUGGAAGGUGUUUCUGUAGGGGCCAUUCUUUCAGACUACCAACGGGUCCGUGUGGAAGACGUGUGCAAGAGGCUUACCCUGCAACCAUUGGCUUACCUUUGGCGUCAGAACCAGGAAACUUUGCUCAAAGAAAUUAUCUCCUCGAACCUUCAAGCUAUAAUCAUAAAAGUAGCAGCUUUUGGUUUAGAUCCAGAUAAACAUCUAGGAAAAACAUUGGAUGAAAUGGAACCUUAUCUUUUGGAACUUUCUAAGAAAUAUGGAGUCCAUAUCUGUGGAGAAGGUGGAGAAUAUGAAACAUUCACAUUGGAUUGCCCUCUGUUUAAGAAGAAAAUAGUUGUGGAUUUAUCAGAAGUUGUUGUGCAUUCAGCAGAUGCAUUUGCACCUGUGGCUUAUCUUCGACUAUUAAAAUUGCACUUAGAAGAUAAGGUGCAACCUCUGAGCAAAGCCCUGGCUGUGAGCUGUUCUUGUGAAAAGCAGUUUGAAGAAAACACAUGGCCCACGUCAGAUGAGCGGAAGGAAGCUGCUUGCAUCACCUGGGACACUUCUGGACCUACUUCUCUGAAGUCCAAUAAGACGCUUGAAAGCUCAGUGAAGUCUCCGCAGGGCUACCAGUGGCUAACAGGCAUCACUGCUCUCCUAAAUGCAUCAGAAGGAGGAAGCGUGCAAGAAUCAGCUAAGAAUGUCUUUUCGUCUCUCCGAGCUCAUCUGAAUUCAAAAGGAUUGGAAUUGACAGAUAUUAUUUUGGUCCAUCUGUAUAUGAAGAACAUGAAAGAUUUUGCUGUGAUUAAUUCAGUCUAUGUGACAGCAUUUGAUUUGUGUCCCCCAGCAAGAGUUUGUGUAGAAGUCCCCUUGCCUGAAGGACUUUUGUUUCAGAUGGACUGCCUGGCACAGAAGAAUGAUGGGAUGACUGGUGAGCCACCUUCUCAACAGAAGCAGGUUUUGCAUGUACAGAGCAUCUCUCACUGGGCCCCUGCCAACAUAGGACCUUACAGUCAGUGUGUACAGGUGGGAGAUGUUCUCUACUGUGCGGGGCAGAUUGCCCUAGUGCCGUGUACGAUGCAGCUUGUCAGCGCGGGCAUAGAAGCAGAGGCUUUGGUUUCCUUAAACCACGUUGAAAAAGUCCUCAAAGCCAUGAGCCACAAUGCUGAACUCCACCAUGUACUUAUGGCAAACUGUUAUGUAACUGACAGCAAGUACAUUCCUGUCGCUCAAGCUGCUUGGCAGAAGAAAUUAAGAGGACUUAAAAAGGCAGAAGAUGAAGACAUGAAUAACGAUGUGCCUGCAGCAUAUGGAGAACUGGCUGUGGUAGUGGUACCUUCCCUUCCCAGAGCUGCCUCUAUUGAGUGGCAUGUCAUUGCAGUAGUAGAUGAGCAACAGCAAAGGCAGAAGGUUGUGCUGCUGAGGUCACUUGAGAACUUCCUAAUUGAAUGUGAAGCUGUGCAGUCCUGUCCAUCUUGUAGUGCAGCUAUUUCCAUGUCCUUAACCCUGACUUCACCGCCAACAUCUACAAUCAGCUUAGACAGUGUCCUGCGUGAUGUGGUGGAAAUGUUUAAGCAAGCAGUAGAGAAGAUGUCAGGAGAUGGUGACACAACUCCUUUGGGUUUUAGAACUUUUUACCGAAAGAAUAUCAUGGAUAUGGAGGCACUAGAAGCAGGACUCCGAGGACAUCUCGAAGAGCAAAUGGGCAGAAAAGCACCAGCUCUGAUUAUGGUACCUGUGGUGGAUUUACCCGGUAACAAAAUUAUUCACAUAGCAUGUUGGCUCAGCCAGUAGCCAAACAUUGAGCAUUGGCAUGUUCAUUCCACUAUAAAAGCAAGAAGACCUCACCUGACUGUAUUGAAAAUGAUGAUGCAUUAACAAGCAGGCCUGUCUGUACUAGAAACUUUUGGCAAAGCAUACCGUGUUCCCAACUUUUCGCCAUGGGAGUUUUGGAAUAUCACCUGGUAUCUGACAGGGAAUUUAAAUGUCACAUCCAUAACUCCACAAUCUCUCCUGAUCUUGUAUCUUUCAUAACCAAGAUCAGAUCAUACUUCCUUGCUUUAACAUAACCUUUAUAGAAGACUGCUAAGUUUAUGUGGAAAAUGCCUUAAUUACAUUUAUGCAUCCUUUGGUAGUUUUGGGGAAGAUUCUCAACAUGUUGCCCUCAGUUGGUAAUUUCCUCAUACUGGUGUACCUUCUGUUGAUCGGAGUCUUGUUUCAAGGGAAUACGCUAUUUAUGCUGACACAGCCCUGUUAAGCUUAAUGUACUGUACUGUCAUAAGUACAGUAAAUGGCCCUCAUAUUGCCUAAGAUCCAGAGUCCUGUACACACAUGAGGAUCCCAUCAUUAGCUCUGAGAGGAAAACAGCUGCCAAAGCUCAAGGGGCUCAUUCAUGCCCCAUAGCAGACUGCAGGAAAACCUAACUGAGUACUCAGAAUGGAUCCACUGCCAAUGUAAAAAAUGAAGCCUCCAGAGAGUGCCUAUUAGUAUUCAUAGCAUGCAAAUACAAAUCUAUCGCCGCAGCUCCAGCAUUACUGGUACAGUACAGCCUU